Molecule: messenger RNA, 1356 nt
Organism: Aspergillus nomiae NRRL 13137
Lineage: Eukaryota; Fungi; Ascomycota; Eurotiomycetes; Eurotiales; Aspergillaceae
Product: glycoside hydrolase family 6 protein
Exons: 6
Coding region: 1-1356 (451 amino acids)
Biological process (GO): cellulose catabolic process
Molecular function (GO): hydrolase activity, hydrolyzing O-glycosyl compounds
Source: RefSeq, a predicted model, not a curated record
AUGACGAUCACCCACUCCGCGCCCGUUCUGUCCAGUACACCAGCUCAGAGUAUCGUGGAUAACAAGUUACUUCGACCGUUCAGAAUGCAUACCCCCAACAUGCAGGCCCUAUGGGCGCUGUCGCCCUUGCUUUUCUCCGCUGCCAGUGCUCUCCCCCAGGCGAGCGUCACCCCGUCUCCUUCGUCGUCUGUUCCGGCGUCGAGCGCCCCUGCUCCCACGGCGACAGCUGGUGGAAACCCAUUCGAAGGAUAUGACCUCUACGUGAACCCGUACUACAAGUCCGAGGUGGAGAGCCUUGCUAUUCCAUCUAUGACCGGCGAGCUGGCUGAGAAGGCCAGCGCUGCGGCCAACGUUCCCUCUUUCCACUGGCUUGACACAACAGCCAAAGUCCCCACAAUGGGCGAGUUCCUCGAAGACAUCAAGAGCAAGAACGACGCCGGCGCGAAGACAGCCGGUAUCUUCGUCGUCUACGAUCUGCCUGACCGGGACUGCGCGGCGUUGGCCAGUAACGGAGAGUUCCUGAUCAGCGACGGUGGAGUCGAGAAGUACAAGGCGUAUAUUGAUUCCAUCCGGGAGCAGGUGGAGAAGUACUCGGACACGCAGAUCAUCCUGGUUAUUGAGCCCGACAGCUUGGCCAACCUGGUCACCAACCUCAACGUCGAAAAGUGCGCCAACGCCCAGGACGCCUAUCUGGAAUGUACCGACUACGCCCUGAAGCAGCUGAACCUGCCCAACGUUGCCAUGUAUCUUGAUGCCGGUGCGCACCAUCCCCCUACACAAUACUCUCAGACCGUCAAGCUAACACCCAACAGGCCACGCAGGAUGGCUCGGCUGGCCCGCCAACAUUGGCCCCGCCGCCGAACUGUACGCCUCCGUGUACAAGAACGCAGGGUCCCCGGCCGCCGUGCGCGGUCUGGCCACCAACGUCGCAAACUACAACGCCUGGUCCAUCGACACAUGUCCUUCCUACACCCAGGGCAGCCAGUCUGCGACGAGAAGACUUACAUCAACAACUUCGCUCCGCAGCUGAAGAGCGCUGGCUUUGAUGCUCACUUCAUCGUUGAUACGGGCCGCAACGGAAACCAACCCACCGGCCAAAGCGAAUGGGGCGACUGGUGCAACGUCAAGAACACCGGGUUCGGUGUGCGUCCGACCACCGAGACAGGCGAUGAGCUCGUCGACGCUUUCGUCUGGGUUAAGCCCGGUGGUGAGAGUGACGGCACCUCCGAUACCUCUGCGGAGCGCUAUGAUGCGCACUGCGGAUAUGCUGAUGCCUUGACACCCGCUCCUGAGGCUGGUACUUGGUUCCAGGCUUAUUUCGAACAGUUGGUUGAGAAUGCCAAUCCUUCUUUGUAA